Amphimedon queenslandica is the source of this 2709-nucleotide messenger RNA. RefSeq names its product putative ferric-chelate reductase 1. The transcript has 20 exons. The record is from RefSeq and is a predicted model, not a curated record. Lineage: Eukaryota; Metazoa; Porifera; Demospongiae; Haplosclerida; Niphatidae. Bases 155 to 2557 code for a protein of 800 amino acids.
UAACUUGAUAUAAGUUAAGUUAUAGUUUUAAAUUUUAUAUCAAUGUUCUCUGGUCUAUUUAGAUCUAUUACAAUUUUUAAUUUAAUUUAGCCACACCUUACCUACAUGUAUUUUUGCCACCCAAGCUUCUCCCACGACACCCAAGAGCACGACUAUGUCUCUCAUAGUACUUGCUUUCCUUCUCCAGCUCUCUUUCUUUCUUGCUCAUUCUUAUUCCAGCGGUCCACCUGCUGGCGUUUGUAACUCUCUCGUUCCUGGCCACUCUUCUUCAACGGGUGGGCCAAAUCCAGGUGGCUUCUACAUUUUCUCUGAUCUGAUCGACAAUGGUGGCGACUACAAUGCCAGCCAGUCCUACACUAUUCGCUUGGCAGGUAGCCGCCAGUUCAAAGGGUUGAUGAUUCAAGCCAGGGAGGCUGGCACCACAAAUUUAAUUGGCAGUUUUUCUAAUUUACCUUCUGGGACUAAAACACUAACCUGUGGUUCUUCUUCAUCAGCUACGGUCACACAUUCAAAUUCUAAUUUAAAGAGCAGCGUCACUGUAACAUGGACUGCUCCAGCAACUGCUGGCAUGCUUGAAAUCAGGUAUACUGUGGUUGUAAGGAAUGAUGGCACUAGUAUAUACUAUGCAGACAUGAACGCUGAUGAUUUCAGACCUGGUAGCACUGAGACAUGUCCAAUGACUGAUAGGUCUCCUUCUUCUGCCUUUCCAAUUAUAAUCAAACUGCCUUCAGGCUGUGAUAGGACGUCCUGUAGCUUCUAUUGGGCAAUGGGUCCUAAUUCAGUCAAUUCACAAUAUCUUGAUGUAUAUAUGGAGGGAACUGUUGAUGGAUGGAUGGCUGUUGGAUUCUCUCUUGAUCAAUCAAUGGGUAUGGAUGAUGUGUUGGGAUGUAAAAUAGAGAAUAAUGCUGUUACUGUAUUGGAUACAUGGAAUCCUAAUGGAUACACUCCUAAUGUAGCUGACAGUAACUCAUCUGCUGGUAUAUGUACUCACUCUACCAGUUAUACCAAUGGGAGGAUGUCCUGUCUAUUCAGUCGUUAUGCUGGUAUAAUGAAUCAAGGACAAGAUUACAAUCUUGAUUCAUCUUACUACAUAAUAUCAGCUUAUAGGACUGAUAGUCAGACUGUCUCAUCUUCCCUUGCUAAACACAGCAAUACUCCUUCCAUUAGUCCUAGUCGAUACAAUCCAAUGACAGAUACAUACCAAGAGAUGCCUACUAGCGUCUGUCCUAGUGCACCACCGUCAGAUGCUACUUAUCCAUUCCGUGUUGGUAAUCCUGGAGAUGAUUAUUAUUUUGCUGCUCGUUUCAGUGAUAAUAGCAGUUUCAUUGAUAUGCGGUUGGAGGGUAAAGCUGAUGGAUGGAUUGCUGUUGGAUUCACUAGAACAAGAAGAAUGUUUGAUUCUGAUGUGUUGGCUUGUAAAAGAGAUUCAAACAGUGACACAGUGUCAGUUAUUGAUACAUGGAACCCUGGCUCUUAUAGCAAUCUAUUGGACCCCAGUCAAUCAGGAAUCUGUCAGCAUACUACACAGUACAGGAAUGGAAGAAUCAGUUGCACUUUCAGUCGGUAUAUUGGUGUUAUUGAUAAUGGAAGAGAUCUGGAUCUUAAUGAUACUCUUUAUCGUAUAUACAGUGCUUAUAGCAGCUUAAGAGGUCCAGCCACAUCAGGUCUACAGGAACACCACAUCCCUCCAACAUUUUCAAGAGCUCAGACUAACUUACUAACUGAUAUUAGAGAAGGAAGGACUGAAGGUGUUGAUACUUGGCCUAAACAACAACUACUGAAAACACAUGGUACUUUCAUGACUAUUGCAUGGCUGGUAUUAGCUAUGUCGGGUGCCUUCUUUGCUGCCUGGAUGAAACCAGUACUGCCUAAUGGAGAAUGGUUCAUAGCUCAUCGGAUACUAAUGGUUGGAUCACUCAUUGUUGGUCUACUAGGAUUCAUACUACCAUUCAUUGCACAUGCUAGGAGUCCUACCCCUGGGCUUAUCAGCUUCUCACCUGAUGGUAAGAAUACAGCUCAUUUUAUUAUUGGAUUUAUCAUUAUGGCCCUUCACAUUGCUAAUCCCAUCAUUGCACUGUUUCGUUGUCAUCCAAAAGGAGAAAAACGUUGGGUAUUUAACCUCACUCAUGCUCACAUAAUCGGAUACACAUCACUUUGCUUGUCACUUAUCAAUAUUGCUCUUGGGGCCCACCUCCUUGAUAGAGGCAGCUUUGAAGUGGCUGGCUUCUACAUUGUCUUUAUUAUCCUCCUCACAUUGUUCCAAGUGUUCCUAUUCAUCAUUCAUGCUUACAAUGCACGCAAAGCCCCAGAGAAAGAUCGUCCUUCAUUGGUUCACAGUCUGCUCAAGUACAAAUAUCUCUUUGGAGCUAAGGAUGAAAAUGAAGUCAUACAAAUGGACGCAGUGAAAGAUGGUGAAAAGAAAGAGCCUGAGAAACCAGAAAAGAAGAAACCUCUUGAGAGUGCGCUGGUUCGUACCAGUUGGGUAACAGUUGCUGUCCAUUUGACUGCUAUUGCUAUUGCAGUAGUGGUCAUGAUUAUACUGAUUGCAAUUAAUUAAAAAAAAGACUUUUCAGACAUAGUUUAUAGUUGUUAUAGCUUUAGGAACAUUAAUUGUUUUGUUGCUUUAUUUUGCAUUGUCAGCUCAAGUUGUGUAAGACUUACUAUAAUAAGUAUAUCAUUUUUAAAACAGUUGUUAUUAAUGAGACUAUA